Molecule: messenger RNA, 2253 nt
Organism: Aspergillus wentii DTO 134E9
Lineage: Eukaryota; Fungi; Ascomycota; Eurotiomycetes; Eurotiales; Aspergillaceae
Exons: 13
Coding region: 1-2253 (750 amino acids)
Source: RefSeq, a predicted model, not a curated record
AUGUGUGCAGCCAAUAAAAAUGACCUCCAGGCCAAAUUCUUCAUUUACCUCUGGAACCCUGUGACCAAUACAAGCAAGAUGGACAAAUUCGUCACCAUCGGCAGUAUUAAGAACGUCCAGGAAACCACGCUGGGUGAUAUUCGGAAGAAGCUGAUCAGCGAGAAGGCGUUUAGCUGGAGACAGAAGUCGAGCGAAUUCUGCAAUGCCGUCGGCGCGGAAGUGGACGAUUCACUGCGCUUCGACAUGUACCUGGACUUUUUGCACAACACCGAGACUGAAGGGGAAGCUGCCAAAGAAGCAGACGAGGGCGAAAGCGCCAACAAAGGCAAGAAAGGACAACAGCCAGUUCGCAAAGAAGACAGCAGUGGCCACUCAUUCAAGGUUUACUUGAAGCUGCGGAAACUUGCAAAUGAGAUGGACCAAGAGACGCAGGAGUUUCUCAAAGAAAAACUCGCGAUUGAGCUCAAGAGACCUGAUCUGCUGGAAGCCGGGUCGAAGAUCUUGGGCAGCUCAUACGAUCAUCGGAACUUCAUGGCCGCCGCCGGCAAAAGCGAGAUUACGCAUCCGGCUGAAAUGGGCGAGAAAGAGUGGUAUAUUGUUCUCCAGAACAAUUCCGUCCUCCAUGGCAACUACGUGAGGCAGCUGAGCACCGGCGAGAGAAGGGUCGAGCGCGCCAUGUACCCUGCCCUGACGCUGAAGACGCGCCAGUUCCACGACUUUGAGGUUGUGUUCAGUGGUGGCAGCGGUGCCAGCAAAGUCAAGGAAACCACGACCAGCAAAGACCCUGCAGGCGAGAAGAGUGUGGCCAGUAAAACUGGCAAUGCUAGCGAGACUCCAGUGAUGCACAAGCUGAGGAUUCCCCGUUUUCUGGUCCAAGAUAACUCUUACGUCAGUGUUUCGGAGAACAAGUCAUCUGUUGCCAAUGCCAUCGCCGAUAGCUCGCUCGCUGAACAUUCGGCCGAGUUUGCUGUUGGUGGAGGAGCUUUUGGAGUCAGUGCUGGAGUCAAGGUUGGAUACAAAUCGGAAAGCACGGACAAAACAGCGUCCAACAGCUUGGUGGACAAGAAGCGCAUGACCAUCACCUAUAAUUUCCCCAGAGUAGUUCUCGAACUCGACGGAGAGAGCGUGGAACUGUCCGACGAAUGCCAGAAAGAUCUUGCGGUGGUCACCACCCAAGCAGAUGUGAAGUCUUUCAAGAAGAAAUACGGAACGUUUGUGGCCACUCGCGUUGAGCUUGGUGGACGGCUGCAUUCCACCGAGGAAAGCAAUGCCUUUUCCCAGGAAAGCGUCGAGGAGAAGGCCAGCUCGCUGAAGAUCGCCGCUGCUGCUUCCUUCUCGUAUGGCAGCUAUGCCCAGGGCUCUGUCAGUGGCGAAAAGGGGGAUGCCACCAACCACCUGGGGAAGAAGUCCAGCAGUGGGCUAAGCAACAGUCUGACCUGGGAGGCCAAGGGUGGCGAUACUUUGCUGUGCAACAACCCCCCUGCCUGGUGUAGCACCGUGGGCUCCUACUACAACUGGAGAGUCGUCAAGCAAGAGGAUCUCGUUUCUAUUGAAGAGAUGAUAUCGAUGAUCGCUGGUUAUGCAGACGUCAAACAGAAGUUCCUCAAGUUGGAUCCUCCUGCCCCAGGCGGCAAUAAGCUGACAACCACGCCGGCCCCCAAGCCCCUGCCCAAAAUGGCCGAGGGCUGGGUGGAAUUCUGGCUGAAAUCCGUUGAAGAUGACAAGUUUGUAACCGCAAUGCCAGAAAAUCCAUUUGGAAAUAUCACCUGGGUAAUGAAUCCUACGCCAUCCCAAAACAAAGGGAUGAAUGAGAUCAACCGGAUUCGAUCUUUGAAACGGUCCGUUGAAAUGACCCCGUCAGCUGCUGGUAAGUCCCAGUGCUUCACAGCCGGUUGCAAACACUACGAGAUCUGGGAUGAAAAAGCAAAAACAUUCAGGAAAAGGCUUAGAAUCGGUGGAAGCUACAUCUGGUGGAGCAUGGAGGCGAGCAAAUACGCUGGAGCAACCCUGCCCUGUGAAGGGCUCGAGCCGAGAUCCUACACCUGGGUUGGUGCGGAGUGGGCAGAGAGUUGCUACUUCCAGUUCGUGCAUGUCACGGCGACGGACAAGUUGCACAUCGAUCACGAUGAUGCCGUUCGCGUCCAAGUCUCUGAUACAAAGGGCAACUUCCUCGGAUAUCUCAGAAAUAUGCCGCCCCUCGGUGUGUAUGGAGAAACGGGCGACAUUUUCAGAUUCCAGUAUGCGGUCAAGUGA